Chaetomium globosum CBS 148.51 is the source of this 1680-nucleotide messenger RNA. RefSeq lists its product as uncharacterized. Gene Ontology annotation, cellular component: endoplasmic reticulum. The record is from RefSeq and is a predicted model, not a curated record. The transcript is spliced from 5 exons. NCBI's taxonomy places the organism in Eukaryota, Fungi, Ascomycota, Sordariomycetes, Sordariales, Chaetomiaceae. Bases 1 to 1680 code for a protein of 559 amino acids. Gene Ontology annotation, biological process: GPI anchor biosynthetic process.
AUGGCUUCUCGCAGCGGCAGCGGCAGCCGCUCCGGCCCGCUCGGCUUUCUCUCUAGUCUCUACGAUCUCGACACGCUCGAUACACGAUUCACAACGCCGUCAUCGGUGCCCUAUAGGGUCGCGAGUGACAAGCGGGAGGAUGACAAUAAGGUCGUCGAUAAGCAGGUCGACCCGCCGAAAUGGAAGUCUCUUGAAUUUUACCUCUACUACCUGGUCUUCCUGACCGUGGUGCCCUACAUGUUUUGGGUCGCCUAUGAUGUGUCGAGGCGUAGGUCUUCUCCCCUGAGCAUAGAUGUGUCGGAUGCCCAGUACUACACCUUCCGGAUAAACCUGCCGUACAUGGCCCUUCUGCUGGUCUUCCACCCGCUGCUGCGCAGGGUCUGGAACGCCGUGUAUCCCGUCCCGCAGGAGGCAAAGACCGCGAGAGCCAACGCCCCCGAGGCGGCCGAGGCGAGACUGCGCCAGCGCACGUCGUAUGACUCGGCCUUUGCUGUGUUUUUCCUCGUGGUCCUACAUGGCUUCUCGGCCGCCAAAAUCCUCACCAUCCUGGCCAUCAACUACAGGCUGGUGACGGCGGUGCCGAAGAAGUACAUGCCGGCGGUGUCGUGGGGGUUCGGUAUCUGUAUCUUGUUUGCCAACGAGCUGUGCAAUGGGUAUAAGUUCCGUGAUAUCGCACUCCUUUUGACGGGGACACCGGCCAAAACCUUGUCGACGUAUACCCCCGCGUUAAUAGGCGGGCUUCUAGCCCUAUCGAGGUACCACCCCCCUUUUCACCACUCUGCAGCUUCGUUUCCGAUCACUAACGCCGGCAAGAAGAAACAACUUGACCCCGCCAAUCUCUCGGAACGAGACCGCAUCGCCACCCCGGCCUCCCCCCAGGACUUCUCCUUCCGCAACUACCUCGCCUACGCCAUCUACGCACCGCUCUACCUCACCGGCCCCAUCAUCACCUUCAACGACUACAUCUCGCAGCAGCGCUACCAGCCGGCCACGCUCUCCGCCUCACGCACGCUCAAGUACGCCAUCCGCUUCGCCUUGGUGCUGCUCGCGAUGGAGCUCGUCCUGCACUACGACUACGUCGGCGCCAUCUCCAAGUCGCGGCCGGACUGGUCGUCGUACACGCCCGCGCAGAUCUCGCUUCUCUCCUACUUCAACCUGCACAUCAUCUGGCUCAAACUGCUGCUCCCCUGGCGCUUCUUCCGGCUGUGGAGCCUGGUCGACGGCAUCGACCCGCCCGAGAACAUGCUGCGCUGCGUCAGCAACAACUACUCGACCCUGUCCUUCUGGCGCGGCUGGCACCGCAGCUACUACCGCUGGCUGCUGCGCUACAUCUACAUCCCGCUCGGCGGCUCCAGCUUCCGUUCCGCCCGCGACGCCGCCCGCACCGUGCUCACCUACCUGGUCGUGUUUACGUUCGUUGCGCUCUGGCACGACAUCAAGCUCAACCUGCUCAUCUGGGGCUGGCUCAUUGUGGUGUUUUUCCUGCCGGAGAUUGCGGCCGGUGUGCUGUUCCCCCGCCGCAAGUGGGAGCGCCAUCCUACGGCUUACCGCAUGCUGUGCUGUGUUGGGGGUGUGGCGAAUGUGCUGAUGAUGAUCUCGGCGAACUUGGGAUUAUUCGGGCCUUGUGUUCCUUAUCACCGCAUGCUCGGCGCUGUUUGUGGGCAUCCAGAUCAUGUUUGA